AUGAGCGUGGAGAGUGUAGCAACAGGGUCGGGGUCGAGCUCGAGCAGCCAUGGUGCUCGCGAUCCUCGCACCAACACCAUGGUCACGAAGCGUGGCGGAACCUGGGGAGGAGGAGAACGGAAAAAGGAAAAAAGGCCAGGUGUGCCCAGGUCGCUGAUGAUCUCGCCGAAUCUCGACGCGCUGCUGGAGCACGAAGACCGGAUGCGACAGUCGCCUGUGUCGCCGUACGCACUGUCGGUACAGACAACGUCGCCGCGGUCAGGGGCGUCGACAGCUACGAUAUCGCCGAGCGGAGGUAUGGAGCUCGGGGUCGGGAUUGGGGUCGGGGUCGGAGGCGGAAUGGGCGGGGGAUUACCGCCUCCGCCUCGACGGACGCGCGGGCCCAAAUCGCCUCUGACGCAGGUGGUAGCGCCUCUUGGCGGGGUGGGGAACCAGGAGAACGUUGCGCCGACGACAAGCAAUCCGUACAUCAACCGUGCGCCGACGCUGGCGGACGUGCUUGGGGGCGACCGGAAGGGGGACGGAUCAAAUGCUUGGCGCCAACAAUCAGAGGGGGGAGAGGGAGAUCGAGUCGCAGGGUUUGUCGAGGCGGCCAUGGGGAGCAGCAGUGGUGCAGCAGGUCGUCGUCGGCCCCUUCUUUCCCACGCGCAUUCCCCCUCCUUAUCCUCAGACUCGACAGACUCGCACGCGCCUCCAUCGACCGUCGAGCACGAGCCGCGCAUCAGCAUCUCAAGCACAGUCUACCAGGCCAGCGACGCAGACCACUCCCUCGACUACAACUCAGACAUGUCACACAGACACUCCUUCAUCGACAUCUACUCCCCCAAUCCCCACCAGACUUCAUUCCCCACGUCUGAGCCCGUCUCGCCCCUCCUCUUCGCCCGCGCAUCCCUCGACUCCCUCGACUCCGCUUCGUCCAAGCCGCCCGUCCCUACGACCCCCAAGCCCACAUUCACGAAGCCCACCCUCCGAUCACGCCAGUCGUCCCCAAAACCAUCGGACGACCGCCUCCCCCCAACCACCAACUUCCUCGACGUCGACGAGCGCGCUGACCUCGUCCGCAAGUCCCGCAAGCUCGCCCGCGUAUUCGGCCAGACUCCCGGCGCAGACGCCAUGGCCCACCAGGACACCAACCGCGCCGCCCUCCCCGUCUCCGCCUGGCGCGCCCACUCCCGCAAGAAGGAUCUCAGCAUCUAUGCGUCGAGACGGCACAGCAUGCCCCUCACCCCCGACGACAUAUCCUUCCUCUCCCUCGUCAGCCCGACCUUUGAGGAAAGCAAUCCGACAUCGUCGUCGCGCACUCGCGAUCGGCGCAAAAAUAGACCCUCCUCCCCUACUUCCUUUAUUGAUCUGUCAGAGGACCACACCAGCUCCACCACGGACCCCGGCGCGGACACGACACACCAGGCCGCCCAAACACCCCCUGAUAACCUCGCUUCUUCGUCUGUAGGCCCCCAGCCCCACCCGAACACCGACUCGGACGCCAUGUCCUCGCUUGACACCGAGGUCGAAAUCGAGUCCGCCGAAGAACUCGAGCGGCGCCGCAAGCGCGAACGCCUCGCCAAGCUGCACCGCUUCCUCGGCUCCCGCGUCCCCGCCAACCUCGUUCUCGGCAUCGACGACCUCCACGUCGAGGCGUCCCUCCCGCCACCCCAGGGCAGCCCUACGCCCCCUAGCACAAGCAAGAGUGGGAGCUCCGAGAGCGACGAGGUCAGUGGGUCGAGGAAGACGUGGAUGAAGAGACGCAGGAGCAGCUCCGUGAUCGCUCCGCCCUCCAGCUGGUGCGAGGACGUGGACAGGCUCAAGGAGGAGCUCGACGACAAGGAGAAGGCGAUCAAUGUGAGGCGGGCGCAGAAGAUGGAGAAGGUCUUCGGCGUUGCCCCGCCUCCAAACGCUCUACCACACCCGCACUCGCCCUCACCGUCCGUCCCCGCCGUCGCAGCCACACUCAUCAAGUCCGCCCAGGUCCUCCCCUCCGGCGCCGUCGCACCCACCGACACGCCCGCCCUACCCUCAUCGCGCAACCCGAACCGUACCUCAUACAUCCAUAAAUCUAAUACAGUCAUUGGGAUCGCCUCUGUAGGUGCAACAACAGGGAAAGCAGGGACGGGCAAAGGAAAGAAGAACAACCGUCCUGGCACGUCCGAGUCGGCAAAGGGCCUCCUGCAGAAAGGCCCGGGCGCGAUGGACGGGUGGGGGUUUGAUGAGCGGCUGGUGCCUGUUGUGGGAGGGCAUGGAGCAGGAGGGGAAGGAGGAAGAGGCGAUAGGCACUCGAAUAUCUAUAGCCAUUAUCAACACUCGUUGAAUUCUCUGGGGGAUAUUUUGGAUCGGGACGACCGCGAGUCCCUCGCAGAGCUACACGAGUACCUCAACACGCCCGGGGUACCUCCACACGAGGUGCCUCCCACCUCCACUCUCACACAAGCAGACGACUCCGGUCGUGCCACACCCACCCCUACAUCCAACACACCAGCAACCCGGCGCCUCUCCUCCGCCUCCCUCAAGUCCGAACGUCGGCGCUCCCUGCCCGCACGCACAUCCCUCAUCUCCUUGGCCUCCCUCGCCUCCCUCUCUUCCAUAACCUCCGACCUCACCACCACCUCCAUAGAACCCACCUCCGCGUCCACGGUUUCGACCCCCAAAGCGGACGUCUCGAGCUUCCAGCUAAGAAGGAGGAGGGCGGCGAAGCUCACGCAGUUCUUCGGUGUGGAUUAUAGAGAGCUGAUUAGUGAUGUGUUGGAGAGUAUUGAGAAUGGGGUGCAGGCGGAAAGGCAGAGGGGGACGUUGAGGGAGGAGGAGGUGCAGGACCUCCUUGCGAAGCUGAGGAACUUGAAGACGAAGCGCCAGAGCUUUAUCUAA
This is a messenger RNA of Cyclocybe aegerita, 2859 nucleotides long. NCBI's taxonomy places the organism in Eukaryota, Fungi, Basidiomycota, Agaricomycetes, Agaricales, Hemipholiotaceae. The record is from the annotation of a GenBank genome assembly.